CUUUAAGGGAAAGGACACACUGCUUUGAGGAUUUAACUUGGCUUUCUCCCAAAAAGGGAACAGUCAGGAAAGAAAAAAGGGGGAGGAGAGAGGAGGAAUUUAUUUGGGGACACCUUCCUUCACAGGAAAUGGUCAACUUGUCAGCAUGACACCUUGUCUGGAUUCCCCUCUCUUCCUCAGGCAAAAAUCCUGAAAAUGAUGGAUGACAACAAGCAGCUGGCCCAGCGCAUCGAUGGGGCCAUUCAGUCUGCCAGCCAGGAGGUGACCAACCUGCGGUCAGAGCUGAGCGCCACCAGCCGCAGACUGGCCGAGCUGGGAGCAACAGACUCCUCCACCAGCAUGCUGGAGACCCUGCAGCACAACCACAACGAUCCCUCUCCUCAUGCGAGGCAGAAGCCGCCGGCCACUGACCUCCCCUACAAGACUGAAAUCAGCAGCCUCAUGGACUUCAACUCUCCGGAUGCCUCGCUGGACAAAGUUCUGCUGCGUGAAGAGGUGGCCCAGCUCCAGGAGGAGGUCCACCUGCUGCGGCAGAUGAAGGACAUGUUGAGUAAGGACCUGGAGGAGACCCAGGGAGGCUGCUCGGCUGACGUGCUCUCUGCCACCGAACUUCGCGUGCAGCUGGCCCAGAAGGAGCAGGAGCUGGACCGAGCCAAGGAAGCUCUGCAAGCCAUGAAGUCGGACCGUAAGCGUCUGAAGGCAGAGAAAGCGGACCUGGUGAAUCAGAUGCAGCAGCUUUAUGCCACACUGGAGAGCCGGGAGGAGCAGCUCCGGGACUUCAUACGCAACUAUGAGCAGCACAGAAAAGAGAGCGAGGACGCAGUGAAGGCACUGGCCAAGGAGAAAGACCUCCUGGAGAGAGAAAAGUGGGACCUGCGACGGCAGACCAAGGAAGCCACGGAGCACACGGGGAUGCUGCGCUCGCAGCUCGACCUCAAGGAGAACCGCAUCAAGGAGCUGGAGGCUGAACUGGCCAUGAUGAGUAACUGUGUCAAUCAGAGAAUGGAGUUCCGGGUGUUUGAGCGGCUUGUGGACAGGGACUACUCUCCUAGGGUCAUGGCGGCCAAACAGUCACUAGCCACCCUGACCAAGGACGUGCCCAAGCGUCACUCACUGGCAAUGCCAACGGAGGCGGUCGUCAACGGCAACAACCAGGAGUGGGUGAUGCAGGCCGAUCUUCCCCUGACCGCUGCCAUCAGACAGAGUCAGCAGACCCUCUACGUCCACACGGGGCAUCCCACCGACAGACAAGUGGCUGCCGUGCGGGUGAGCCCGUGCCACUCGCGUCAGCCUUCCAUCAUCUCCGACGCCUCUGCUGUGGAGGGAGACCGGUCAUCCACACCCAGCGACAUCAACUCACCACGCCAUCGGACUCACUCCCUUUGCAAUUCCCUAGAAGAUCUGGAGGAGGCGAAGCGUAAGAAGAAGAAAGAGAAGAUGGGGCUGGGCUCUCUGUCGCGUGUCUUCGCCCGAGGAAAGCAACGCAAGUCCCUCGACCCUGGUUUGUUUGAUGGUACUUCAACACCUGAUUAUUACAUAGAGGAGGAUGCAGACUGGUAAAGCACACAUGUCCGAGUGAACCACCUGGAGAGCCUUUUUGUGGCAAUUAUCAGAAGACGACAUUGUGUUGAAGUGCGCAUGUAUGAGAGGAUGGGCGCGUGUUCGAUGUCAGCGUGUACAGAUACUGUAUAAUAACGUGUGUGCCUGUGUAGUCUCACAUGCAUGCAUACCGAUGCGUGUAUGCGUGUGAGAGCGUGUGCAUGUGUGUGUCGCCCAUGGUCAGAGGCCAUGUCAGAAGCCGGAGGCGCAUCUUGCUUCGCUGAAGUGUAUACCUUAACGAGCAAAUUGCACCUGCAUGUAUGUACAGACGUGUAAAUAGCGUGGAGAGUGUAACACAGCAACAACGUGGACAUGUUCUAUUGUAUCUGCCCUCCAAAACAGCUGUGUUAUUGGAUCUUUUAAUUGUUCUUUACAUUUUGACUUUUUGUUUUCACUCAACUGGAAACUUGAAGGACUGCUGUACUUGUAAAUAACAACAGUUGAUGUGCACUUUGUGCGUGUAAAUGUCUCCUUGUCCUGAAUGCCUUUUGUUAUUUUUGACAUGUACUCCCCCCUCCUCUCACUACCUUUUAACUUAAAACUCCUCCCUGUUUAUUGUCCUGCUUGGUCCAUCCCCUUCUUCCACACUGCCAUGAUGAGAACAGUUUCCUGUAGGCAACAUGCAGACUCCUUAAAUCCACUUACAAUUCGGUUGUCGGUUAACACAUCCCUCAACCGCCAAAAAAAAAAAAAAUCAGUGCAGAAGCACUCCUUGAUGUUGACUCAAAGAGACUUCAAAGAAGCUGCUAAGCGAGGACUGAACCUUCUAUGUUGUUCCACAGCAUCAUGACGCCAAACAGGAAAUGUCAGAAAUGUGUUUUCUAUCUGCUCAGAUAGAAGGUACAUGCCUAAGGUACAUGUGUGACAUGCAUGCACAUAGUCCCAGUCCCCCGAAUGCAUGUUCAACAAAACCCCACUAAAAGAGAGAUGUCUUCCCCUGGGUAUGUUGUCAAGAAGGUGAUAAACUGUCUGUUCAAAACAAAACAAAAAAAGAGAGGUCAGUUACUGAUUUCAUGAUGUUUAUUCAUGAUUUCCUCCAUUUUGAAUGAUUAAAUUUGCAAACUUGACCCUCUGUUAUGCAAAAAAAAAAAAAAAAAAGUGCUCUGAUUAAUGUUUAAGAGCUUAACAUCCCAAACUCAACAUAGUUUAGUUUUAUUCUGCACCUACAAGGCUCUUUAUGCAAAAUUACAUUUGAAAUAGUAAAGGUCAGCAAAGUCACCAAACCCAGCACUGCACUUUGAAUCUUUAAUUAUUCGGCUUAUUCAUGAGGCUUUGUGACAUUUUCUCUCUGCAGGAUCUUACAGCUGCUUGUAGCUGUCGUUAUAAUGCUGGGAGUAGGAUUCUUUUGUGAAAAGUUAGUCUUAAAAGAAAAAUAAGCAUAAACAUUAAUUAUUCUUACAUAGUAGAUGUGAGGCUGCUGGUCAAGGCUUUUAAAGAUGUCUGGAAUUAAGGUUAUUUAACCAGAUAACCAGAACUUCAAUUAAGAGGUGCAGACUACUAGAACAUGACCGAGCGCUAACGCUGAAGGUUAGAAAUCACGAUUUAAGCACGCUAAUCAAGCAAAUCCAUAACUUCUUCCGUGACCCUGUGAACUCAAGAAAAAAAAUUCUGAUGCAGAGUUCAAGCCAUCGCUGAAUGAAAGCAAUUAACUUUAUGCUAAAGGUUAAUAGCAUUUUUUUUUUUUUUUUGUCAAGCACAAGACAUUGGAAUUUUUUUUUCAUCCAUUCACUGGAUUGAGUCGGAGUCUGCACGAACCCCCCCAGGAAAUCUUUUCUCUUCCCCGAUAUUAAACUAACACUGGGUAUUUGUCGGCCUCAGCUGAAACACUAUAGAGUUCCAGAUUACAUUGGAGCUGUAUUUAACCGCAGCGCUUGCCAAAGGAGCAUCCAUGUAAGCAGGAGAGGAGAUUAUCUUUUAACCUUUAGCACAGCCUACGUUUUAGGCUCACCGACUUCAUCACUAAGGUAAUUCAAAGAUGAGUCACCAUGCAUUAAACUGUAUAGGAACAAUAGCUUAUUUCAUCAAACUUUCAGAGAAACAUAAGAAAAUCUAGGCUGUUUUUUUUGUUUUUUUGGGUUUUUUUUUCAUUUAACCAACUUUUAUGAUCCUCUGCUGAUGGGGGGGAGAUAACAUAUCAAAUGAAAAAUAUUGUAUCACUUUCUGUUUUGAGCCACGGUCUCUUUGUUUUGUUUCCUUCCGCAGAUAUUUUCCUUUUUUGUAAAUGAGAUAACGUUACAGAAAUUAAAUUAAUAUUAUUAUGAAAGAGUUUUAUUUAAAGUCAAAAAAAAGAUGUAGGCCUCAGCGGAGGACUUCUAUUCUGAAGCCCUGAGAUGUUUUAGAAGAAGUGGAUAGUAGCAAACUUUUAAAGGCAUGGCAACAAAGUUACGCUCAAAAAGAACUAAAUGAGAAAAAUAAGAAUUAUUUUGAAAUAAAAUAAAUAACGCUGAAUUUCCA
Molecule: messenger RNA, 4053 nt
Organism: Stegastes partitus (bicolor damselfish)
Lineage: Eukaryota; Metazoa; Chordata; Actinopteri; Pomacentridae
Product: kazrin-like
Exons: 9
Coding region: 196-1560 (454 amino acids)
Source: RefSeq, a predicted model, not a curated record